CUCAAGAAGCUGAUGAAACUGGAAAACACUUGUGUUUUGAUUCCAUGCUUUCGCAAGUGUUGCUUCAAGUUUAAAAACGUGAAUCUGCCUUUUCUCUGCUUUUCUUCUGAGUCGUUUUUACAAGACAAUCUUUUGCAAGAAACGAUUUAAAUGACUGAAUUAACGAAAGAAGAUAAGGAAAUUCCCGUUAUUAAAUAUGAAUAUUUGGACCACACAGCUGAUGUUCAGCUACAUGCUUGGGGAGAUUCCUUGGAAGAAGCUUUUGAACAAUGUGCUCAGGCAAUGUUUGGUUACAUGACUGAGAUUGAUAAAGUGGAGAUCUUGGAAAAGCAUGAAAUUGAAGCCCAGGGGGAGGAUCUACAGUCAUUGCUCUUCCAUCUGCUAGAUGAAUUCCUCUUCCUUUUUAGUGCAGAACCCUUUUUUAUUGCAAGGAAAGUGAAGAUCACAGAGUUUGACCGUAUCAACUUCAAAAUCAUAGCCACUGGUUAUGGAGAAAUGUUUGAUUUGAAGAAACAUCCUCAAGGAACUGAGGUGAAGGCCAUCACUUAUUCAAACAUGCAAAUCCAUGACACUGCAAAUUUGCAUGCAGUCUAUGUUAUUAUUGAUAUAUGAAUAUAAAUAACUCUAACUUUG
Messenger RNA from Daphnia carinata, 633 nucleotides. RefSeq names its product protein archease-like (gene Archease). Lineage: Eukaryota; Metazoa; Arthropoda; Branchiopoda; Diplostraca; Daphniidae. Gene Ontology annotation, biological process: tRNA splicing, via endonucleolytic cleavage and ligation. Bases 151 to 612 code for a protein of 153 amino acids. Gene Ontology annotation, cellular component: tRNA-splicing ligase complex. The transcript has 6 exons. The record is from RefSeq and is a predicted model, not a curated record.